Molecule: messenger RNA, 7715 nt
Organism: Sphaerodactylus townsendi
Lineage: Eukaryota; Metazoa; Chordata; Lepidosauria; Squamata; Sphaerodactylidae
Gene: CPEB4
Product: cytoplasmic polyadenylation element binding protein 4
Exons: 10
Coding region: 1352-3490 (712 amino acids)
Biological process (GO): negative regulation of cytoplasmic translation
Cellular component (GO): cytoplasm; nucleus; synapse
Molecular function (GO): mRNA regulatory element binding translation repressor activity; ribosome binding; translation factor activity, RNA binding
Source: RefSeq, a predicted model, not a curated record
AGUGCCGUGUUGCCUCUCUCCAGCUGGUUGUCAUUUCGAUCGGAGGCUCGGUCCUGUGGAGACGGCGACGGCGGCUGAGCCCAAGUGGCGAACCGAUAGAGCAGCCCGGCGCCUCGAGACUUAAUAGGAGCGCCCCUCCUCCCGCCCGAGAAACGAUUGUUUUACAUGAGGGGCAAAGAACGACGCCGGGAGGAGCCGAGGCGGAGGAGAAGGAGCAAACGCAGCAGCAGCCGCAGAAACAACCCCGGAGCUUCGGCAGCGGGAGGCAAGGCAGGACCCCUGGGAGCCGCCAGCACCAUCGCCUCUUCCUUCUUCUCCUCAGGAGCCCGGCUCGAUACCGCCCCUCCCUGCUCUGUCGCCACCAAGCGAUUCUUGUGACCCUCCUCCCUUGAGAAACCGGCUCCCAUGGGGGAGAGAGGAGCCCGGCCCCCCACCAGCGCCGUCCCCUCCCUGGCGGAGACUGUUCCCUUCUUGAGGCAGCCAGGAUUCAUCUGAAGGACACGCAAAUAUCGGAUCAUAUUAGGAGGCGAGCUUGGAAAAGCAGCAACCAGGAACCCACCCUACAGCAGCAGCGGCAAGAAUCCACCCUCCUGCACAACUCAAUCCGUACCCAUACAUACAACACGCACUGAAUGCCAAUGUCUAGAGAUUAAAAAAAGAAAGAAAAUCUUCACCCUUCCUCCCCUCUAUAGAAAAAGGACUUGUCAGAUAGACAUCCGCAUAGAACAUACUAUACAUGUAAUAUAGUACAAGGCAAAGGCAGCAGCCCAGGUUGGGGGAAAAAGGCUUCCUGUACAACUCGUUUCUAUUGAAAUCCUGAGGUAAAAUCUUUCCAUUCUCAGCAGCAAAGACUGUCAGAAUAGAACACAAAUAUAUAUUAGAUUAUAUAGAAUUUAUUAAAUUAUUCCAGAUUUAAAUAUAUUUUUGGAGCUGUGAAGGAGUGUCAUGAUAUCUUUUUUCCAUUAACCCUUACAUGGACAGGUUGAGGCUGUUGAUAAGGAAAAAACAGAAUAGUUAAAAAAGUUAACCCUUAAUUUUGUUCCUAAGAGCUUUCUUUCAUCCCUAUUUCAUUUUUGAACAUUUCCUUGUAGGAAAAGGAAACCUCUUAUUUUUUAACCAAAGAUUUACUUUCUAUUCCUUCUGGCUAAAGGAAGGAAGAAAACACAGACUGACCCAUGUCAAUAUUUUAAGUGAUCUCACUUGUAAGAAACCAGGAAUAAUAUCCAAAUCAGAUAUUUGUGAGUAGAAAAGAAAAGGAUCUGUAAACAAAGUUGUUUUCUAAGGAAGGAAGAAACAUUUUUAAGCUUUGUUUUUUUCUUUCCAGGCGGAAUUCAAAUCCUAUAUAUAAUAAAUGGGGGAUUACGGGUUUGGAGUGUUAGUACAAAACAACACUGGGAAUAAGUCAGCUUUUCCAGUCAGAUUUCAUCCUCAUCUGCAACCUCCACACCAUCAUCAAAAUGCAACCCCCAGCCCUGCUGCUUUUAUAAAUAACACAGCUGCCAAUGGCAGCAAUGCUGGGUCAGCUUGGCUCUUUCCUGCUCCAGCUGCCCAUAACAUACAGGAUGAGAUUCUGGGGUCAGAAAAAUCUAAAACGCAGCAACAGGAAAAGCAAGACUCCCUAGAAAAACAGCAGCUUUCCCCUGGCCAAAGCCAGGAAGCAGGCAUGCUGCCUGAAUCUGAAAAAGGUAAAUCUGAAGAAAACCAGGGGGAUAACUCUUCUGAGAAUGGCAGUAGAAAAGAGAAAAUAAGAAUAGAGUCACCAGUGUUAACAGGAUUUGAUUAUCAAGAAGCUACAGGGCUCGGUACUUCAAGUCAGCCCCUGACAUCUACUGCAUCUUCUCUGACUGGUUUCAGUAACUGGUCAGCAGCUAUAGCUCCUUCUUCUUCAACAAUUAUCAAUGAAGAUGCAAGUUUUUUCCACCAGGGAGGGGUACCUCCUGCUUCAGCUAAUAAUGGUGCUCUGCUGUUUCAGAAUUUUCCACAUCAUGUCAGUCCUGGCUUUGGAGGUAGCUUUUCCCCUCAGAUUGGACCCCUUUCUCAGCACCACCCUCAUCACCCCCAUUUCCAGCAUCAUCACAAUCAGCAUCAACAACAGAGGAGGUCUCCUGCAAGCCCGCAUCCACCUCCAUUUACACAUAGAAAUGCUGCUUUUAAUCAACUGCCUCAUCUUGCUAAUAAUCUUAACAAACCACCUUCUCCAUGGAGCAGCUACCAAAGCCCAUCACCUACACCAUCUUCUUCAUGGAGUCCUGGUGGUGGUGGUGGAUAUGGUGGGUGGGGAGGGUCCCAAGGCCGAGACCAUCGCAGGGGACUGAAUGGAGGAAUAACACCCCUGAACUCCAUCUCACCCCUAAAGAAGAAUUUUCCAAGUAAUCAUAUCCAGUUGCAGAAGUAUGCACGGCCCAGCUCUGCUUUUGCUCCAAAAUCUUGGAUGGAAGACAGUUUGAACAGAACUGACAAUAUCUUUCCUUUUCAGGACCGCACAAGAACUUUUGACAUGCAUUCACUGGAGAAUUCACUAAUUGAUAUAAUGAGAGCUGAAAAUGACUCACUGAAAGCAAGGACAUAUGGGAGAAGGCGAGGUCAGUCCUCACUGUUUCCAAUGGAAGAUGGGUUUCUGGAUGAUGGCCGUGGGGAUCAAACCCUCCAUAGUGGCUUAGGAUCACCACACUGCUUCUCACACCAGAAUGGCGAACGAGUGGAACGAUACUCCCGCAAGGUGUUCGUAGGUGGCUUGCCACCUGACAUUGAUGAAGAUGAGAUCACCGCUAGCUUUCGUCGCUUUGGCCCUCUGAUUGUGGAUUGGCCUCACAAGGCUGAAAGCAAGUCAUAUUUUCCUCCAAAAGGGUAUGCCUUCUUGCUGUUCCAAGAUGAAAGCUCUGUACAAGCUUUGAUUGAUGCAUGUAUUGAAGAAGAUGGAAAACUCUACCUGUGUGUUUCUAGUCCCACAAUUAAAGAUAAACCAGUUCAGAUCCGGCCUUGGAAUCUUAGUGACAGUGACUUUGUGAUGGAUGGCUCACAGCCUCUAGAUCCGCGGAAAACAAUUUUUGUAGGAGGAGUUCCCCGACCCUUACGAGCAGUGGAGCUUGCAAUGAUAAUGGACCGGCUGUAUGGAGGAGUUUGCUAUGCUGGAAUUGACACAGACCCUGAGCUGAAGUACCCCAAAGGAGCUGGGCGUGUUGCAUUUUCUAAUCAACAGAGUUAUAUAGCUGCUAUCAGUGCCCGCUUUGUUCAGCUGCAGCAUGGAGAGAUAGAUAAACGGGUGGAAGUUAAGCCAUAUGUCUUGGAUGAUCAGCUGUGUGAUGAAUGUCAGGGGGCCCGUUGUGGUGGAAAAUUUGCUCCAUUUUUCUGUGCUAACGUUACCUGUCUGCAGUAUUACUGUGAAUAUUGCUGGGCUGCUAUCCAUUCACGCGCUGGCAGGGAAUUCCACAAGCCCCUGGUGAAAGAAGGAGGAGAUCGCCCGAGACAUAUUUCAUUCCGCUGGAACUAAGUGAUUCCUGCAGCGUGUUCAUAUGCAGGCCUCAAAAUAAGUGCACUCUUCGGUUAUCCUGAUUCCCUGGACCUGCCCUCCUCUUCUCUCCUACUCAAGAUCGCAUGUCCUUCUGUUGUAGUCUGUAAUUUAACAAUAGCUUAAUGAAAGAAUGACCUAUAAUCAUAUAGGUAUUUUGUAGAAUCUUGUCGUUAAACUGUAUGGGGAACUCCUUUUCAUAUGGAUAACACAAUGCAUGGAAGUCAGGUUCUCUUACCUUUAUUUACCCAGAGGACACUGCUUUCUUGCAACCUUUUCUUCGAGGAGAGAGAACAAUAUUAAGAGAAGAGAAAUGAAACAAUAGAGUAUUUUGUUUUUUAAUUAAAUUAUUGCUAAUAACAAAAUCAAUAGAAUACUUUUAUUAUAAAAGUAACCAUGAGAUAGGAACACUAUGAAUCUAUUCUGACACUUUGUCCAGCCCUCCCUUACCUGUCCUUGACCCCUUUCCCACCCAAACCUCUGGGAAGCCUGUUUUCUUGCCGCCUAUGAUUUUAUAGCAAUGGAAACAGUUAGCCGUUAACCUCGUAACAGGAAAGAGCAUGUUUAAAGCAACAAAAAUGCAUGAGCAAGGUUUAAAGCAGCAUUAAGUUAAUUUUUAUUUAAGGGUUCCGAAGCUAAAUUUUUAGCACAGUACGUGAGUCUCACCGUGCCUCCGACUUCCCACCACAUUCAAACUUUUACUAAUUGAGUAGGCAAAGCUUCGAUCUGUGUUCUUCAUCCAAGCAAUCACAUUUUAAAAGUUCCCGAAUGUAAAUCUUGGGUCAAGUAACUACUGGGGUGGGGGUGGGUGGGGAGUGCACUUAUUAUUACUUUUUAUUUUUUUUAUUUUUUUUAAAGAAUCUUCAUUAUCAGAAUACAGCCCUAGAAAUCCUACCAAAGCUAAAGUAAUGACAACUAGUGAACAGGCAUGUCCUCUCCUGAAGAACAAAUGUAUAGAUUUUAUUUUUGAUGGUUAUAUAGAGCUCUAUAUCCUAAUUUACUAAUGUUAAUCAGGGGCCAGCUUUUGUUCUCCAUUUUGACAUGAAAUACAAAAUUCUGAAGAUAUACCUCAGUAUUAUUGACCCCACCCCCAAAGUGCUAAUAACCCAGUCUUAGGACAGAAAUAAAAAUUUGGCUGCUUAUUGGACUUACUCUGGGAUGUGAAAUCUGUUGUAAUAAAGCUGUAUCAUAGAAAGCAUAAGAGGAACAAAGUGAAGUUUGUUUCCCGGGAUGUUUUGCACUGUUGGCUGAAUGACUAUUGGCAUGCGUGUUUGCAAAGGAGAAUAUGCUUGUUUUCCAGCAGACAAUAAGUGAGUUAGGGAAUCUUAGUGUAGCAAAUAAAGAAUUACAGGGCUUUGAAGUACCAACUUGCUGAGUAUUGCACAUGGCCUGCUAAGGAUAUGUAAAUAGGAACACAGAAUGUGUUAAAGCUAAGUCACAGGAUGGUGAUAGUUCGAAUUAGUCACUUGAUGCUCUGUAAAUCUGAGAUGAUUGAUAGAAGUGAAUGUGUUCAGCUCUUAAUAGAUGAUCUUGUAGCAGUGUGCAAAACAAACCACUCCACCGGCAAUCUGAACUGGCAUGAUACCACCGUAGACUCUUAAACCAAAGACUUGCCUUAGCACAGCUACAGAAAAACAUCUCUUCUGUAAGUCCCCUCCUUCCCCUCUCCCCAAUUAUCUUUGAGAAGCAGUUUUGAUUUUCAAUACAUAAAACAUACCUUGUUAUUUUCCAAAGGUCAAAAUGGAGACAUUGGCUGUCUACUUGUCAAGUAGAGGAAGGGAGCUGCUUUUAAUGAAAUCCCUGCAAAUAAUUGACAACAGUAAAUGCAAAUGGAGAGUGCUCUUUUGUAGACUGUCAGGGACCUUUUUUCGCCUGAAGUACAUAAUUAUAGUUGGGAAUAUUCCUUUUAAUUUUUUUAAACGCUUGUAGGUGGCUUGGGGUGUCUUAUUGUGCCGAUCCUAUCCAGUGAACAGGUGAGAGAUGGGUUACCAUUACAAGAAAUAACACUGUUUGAGAAGUAGCUUUGAAGAAUAAUUUUUUCCCUUUGUACAUGACCUGCUGAAUUUCGGUACAGUGUUUUUGUAGCUAACUUAUUUUGUCAUGCACAUAAUGUAUAUUUGUUAUGCACUACUUUUGUAUAUCUUGUUUUUCCAACAGUGAGCAUUUUUAGGCACACUUUUCACUGACGGGAUAUCUCUUUAUGCAAUACCUCAAUUUUUCAUAUUGCAAAGAGUAGCUUUUUGUACUUUUAUUACUGAGAGAUCUUCAUAUACUUCAUUUUUUAAUAUAAAUAAUUUUAAUAAAUUUUAUUUUCUUAUAUUCUGCUUUUUAUACAUUUCAGUGCUCUGCAUACAUUUUGAAUUAUGGAUGUUGUGCACUGGCAAUGCUAUUUUAGAAUUUGCAGAGAAAAGAAAGCAUGUUGCUUAAACAUCUUUAGCCCAGCACCAGGUAUUUGGUGUACAUAUAAUUUAAGAAAUACUUAUAUGUAAAGUUGAGACUUAAAAAAGAAAUUUUUAAAAAAGCAUGAAAGUGACAAAUGGGAGAGUUUGUCUUUAGACCCUUGAAAUUUAAUGCAUAAGCAUAGCGUAGAAGUUAAAAAGUAACAUCCCAAAUUGUCUACCGCUUCUUAAUAGGUUUUUAAAAGUAAUACACAAAUGCAGAUGUUUUUGGUGAACGUUUAGCCAUUUUUAAUCUUAACAAAUUGAUGUUAGGUGUUUGCAGAGAUGUCUGCUCUUUUAAAUCAUAUUUAAGGAAAUAAACCCAAGCCUGCCCAGUGGUGGGCAUGUAAUGUUAGUAUGCAUGACUAAUAUUAAGAAGAAAUGUUAUUCUACUAAUAUUCACUUGUGGUGAUUGUGUGAAAAGCGUGUUUACAGAUUAUUUGGUUACACUUCAAUUUACAAGGCAUAAAUGAUUAUCUAUAUUACUCUGUACUCCGAGUAGUGCUAAUAUAAUCUGUCCUUCGGAAUUCGUGGGAGGUGGAGUUGCCAGGUCACUCCAAGCAUAACUAAUGUCAUUAGGUUAAAAAUCUUAGGGUGUCACUUUAGUUAAGGGGUUAAACAAGCAUGCCAUUUUCUCUUACAAGCAUGGCACUGGCCAUGUAUUUACAAUGUAGUUGCAGAGUAAUUACAUGGUUAUUUUUGCAGUGUAAAAUAAAGUGUUUCUGAUUAUUUUAUAUGUAAAGGAACCCCCACUGCCCCGUGCUUUUUUGGUAUAUAGUAUCUACUUCUCCAUACACAGACCUCUGCAGAAAGCAAAUCUAAAACUUGCAGUGAAUGACUUUAGUGUUUUAUAAGGAUGCUGUUGGAAAGACUUGAUAAUUCACCCCUUUUUUGUUUCUUGAAGAGUUAAAGCCUUCUGUUUUAAAAGGUGAUUUAGAACUUGAAUGUGAUGAAUUGUGGCAAGUUAACUUCAAGUUAUGUGCAAUACUUAUUUCAGACUUCUGGAAGAUCUUUGCAGUGUAAUUCUUUGUUUUUAAUUGCAGACAUUUAAAAAUGUCAUUUUCUACUGUUCUAGUAAAUCCUCUUUCUUGCUGGUGUUUCUAAAGAAAAGAAUCAGAAAUCAAUCUUUCUACUAAUGUAAAUUUGAGAUUAUUUUUUAAAAAAAGGAAUAAAAGAGGUUUUGGUCAUUUGCUUUAUUUUAUUAUCUUAUUUUAAAGCUACUGUGAUUGAUAGCAUUGUAAGAAUUGGGACAAUAUUGUAUUCAACUGUUUUAUUUUUUAUAUUUUUAAAAUUUAAAGUAUAAUUAGUUUUUAUAAUUUUCAUCAGAUUCUUUUGUUAUAUUUUUUGGAAGUGAAACUUUUAGCAAGUGGGUGUCUAGUUUUUACUAAUCCCUAAUAUGUUUCCCCCCAAUGUAAUGCUCAUAUUAUCAGAAGGAAAAGUUAUUUAAGUAUGUCAGUUACUUGUACUACUUGGCUGAAUUUCCAUAUAGUUUUUACUGUGUAUGGGGAGGUUGUAGUAUUUAUUAUAGCAUUUUAAAUAAGGGUAAUUCAUUUUUUAUUAAAGUCAUUUUCACAUUUUAAGUUCAUAUUUUUGUAUGUUCUACUCUAAGUUAUAACACAAGUUUCUUUUUUAAGAGAGUUCAUUUGUUGAAGUGCUAGUGGAAAAUUAAUGUUAUUAAAUAGUUUGCAAAUGACUAUUUAUACCAGUAUGCAUAUAAUUUUUAAAUAUUUGUAAUGUGAGAUGUUGAAUGAAUAAAACUUUUAACUCAA